AUGUCUCUCAUGGGCUUUGGAAAAGCUAAUCCAAAACUUGUUGUAAUAAAAGACCCGAAUAGGGCCUUGUAUGAUUUAAGAAGUAAAGUGAAGUUAACAUGCGGCUUCCUUAACGCUAGCGCGGUUAACAUCACAUCAAAAAUACUGAGCGGAGAGAGUUAUUAUGCUGGCUAUAAAAUAAAAUGGAAGAAACGUUAUCCAAAUAAAUCAAGGACAUGGCAGACAGACGAGCGCUCCGUAGAUAUCGGUCCACUGGAUUCCGAUGAACAAUGGGAGUGUAAAGUUACCCGUGAAGCGGUUGAAUAUCAAGCUUCUUAUACGGUUGACAUAAAAGUCAGAGCCCAAUUCAAACCUAAAAUUUUUAUCCCGAACUACAAAGAGGUGAUCGCUAUUAACGAGAAAGAAAGUUUUUCGCUAUCGUACAAUGUAUCAUCUUACCCAUAUUCUGCGAUCAAUUGGUCAAGAUCUGAAGACAAUGGGAAGUAUGAAAAAAUAUAUUCCUGUCCGGGGUCAGAUAGCCGAGCCAAAUACAACGUGUCCUACAUUAUUGAUGCAAGCAACAAAAAGGGAAAAAAUUCAAGAAAAUUUCAUUUACAAGUCUUGGUGAAACCUGAGAUACAACUUCAGCCGGUAGAUGUCUUCAGGAAAGGAAUGAUUAUUGACUGUAAAUUGGCGAGGGCGAAUCCAUCGGAGGUUACAUAUACCUGGGAAUCGUGUGCCAACUGCGAUAAAGAUGAAAACGCACGGUGGAAAUUUAUAUCACGUGAUAGGUCGUUAAGAAUAGAGAACCAAUUGUUAUCUAAGAUGGAGUAUCGAUGUACUGUGGCAAAUGCCGCUGGCGAGAAUUCUGCAAAAACAACUGUUGUCAAGGAUCCAGAAAGUAUCUCCUCUACAACGACAGGAUCGAUGAAAAUUUUAAUAUUCACUCUUGUUCCAAGUGGGAUGGUAAUAAUGGUCAUCGUGAUUGCGAUAAGUUUUGUGUUGUACAAAAGAAAGAAAAUUUAUGGUGGUUUUUACCUCUUCUCAUAUCCUCCCAUACCGGACUACUUAAAGGACUUGGAUGUAAAUGGAAAUAUUCAGGAACAGCUUCAAAAACUGCCAUUUAUACCUGAAUGGGAGUUUCCAAGAGAAAAGAUAAGUUUUUUAAGUGAACUUGGCUCUGGUGAAUUUGGAGUAGUUUGGCUUGCAGAAGCAACUGGUAUAUCUGCGUUUCAUCCACGAGAUAUUUUAAAAGAAAGAGAAAGUCGACGAAGGUUUUCCCUUUUCAGUCGAACGUCAAAAAGAAAUAAUUACGUCUAUUGCAAAAAAUUGACUAAAGUUGCUGUUAAAAGACUCAAAGGCAAAAGUUCAAACCUGUGGAUAAUAAUGGAGUACUGUCCAUAUGGAAAUCUCAGAGAAUUCUUACGAAGCAGCCGCAGCAGAUACAACAUGGAGGAAGAUUCUCUGACAGCAGACCUUUCCCAAGUUAUAGGACCGAAAAAUUUAAUAUACAUUGCUUGGGAAAUUUCAAAGGGAAUGAGUUUUUUGAUUUCGAGAAAGAUUAUUCAUCGCGAUCUAGCCGCAAGGAACAUCCUACUUGGACAGGGAUAUACAGCAAAGGUUGGAGACUUCGGGUUGGCCAGAGAUAUCUAUAAAUAUCAAGAAUACUUAAAAAAAUCAUCGGGAUUGGUUCCUCUAAAAUGGAUGGCAAUUGAAUCAAUUAGAGAUUCAAUAUACACGGAGAAGACAGAUAUGUGGUCAUUUGGUAUUUUACUUUGGGAAGUUUUCACGUUAGGUGGAACACCUUAUCCAGGAAUGGAUGUUAAUGACGUAUAUCAAUCAUUGUUGAAUGGAAAACGAAUGGAACCACCUAUGCAUUGUCCGCAAGAAAUGUAA
This is a messenger RNA of Dendronephthya gigantea, 1875 nucleotides long. Its product is annotated as platelet-derived growth factor receptor alpha-like. The coding region runs from base 1 to 1875 and encodes 624 amino acids. Gene Ontology annotation, molecular function: ATP binding; transmembrane receptor protein tyrosine kinase activity. Gene Ontology annotation, biological process: cell surface receptor protein tyrosine kinase signaling pathway; protein phosphorylation; positive regulation of kinase activity. The transcript is spliced from 12 exons. Lineage: Eukaryota; Metazoa; Cnidaria; Anthozoa; Malacalcyonacea; Nephtheidae. The record is from RefSeq and is a predicted model, not a curated record. Gene Ontology annotation, cellular component: signaling receptor complex.